UGCAAUGUUGCUGUUGUUUUUGCAUGUCUUAUUAUAACCAUUAUGUUCAUUGUACCUGUUUUCAUAGCCCAAGGGCUUGCUAAUUUGGCUCAGUUGGAGACCAUGCUACCCUUUUUGAGCGGCAUAUUAAGGAUGAAAAUCGUUACCCAAGUGGUUACAGGAUUUCUUCCGAGUCUCAUCCUUGAGAUGUUUUUAGUUUUAGUGCCACCAGUCAUGAUCAUGCUUUCUUCCAUUCAAGGACACGUUGCCCUUAGCCAGAUUGAGAAAAGUGCAUGUAUCAAAAUGGUAUGGUUCACCGUAUGGAACAUCUUCUUUGCCAAUGUGCUAUCCGGAUCAGCGCUAUACAAGUUUAACCUUCUUCUGGAGCCUAAAAAAAUUCCUGAACUAUUAGUCGUGGUUGUUCCUGGACAGGCCCUUCUUAACUUUUUUCUGUGA
Messenger RNA from Salvia miltiorrhiza (redroot sage), 435 nucleotides. Its product is annotated as CSC1-like protein HYP1. Gene Ontology annotation, cellular component: plasma membrane. The transcript has 3 exons. Lineage: Eukaryota; Viridiplantae; Streptophyta; Magnoliopsida; Lamiales; Lamiaceae. Gene Ontology annotation, molecular function: calcium-activated cation channel activity. The record is from RefSeq and is a predicted model, not a curated record. The coding region runs from base 43 to 435 and encodes 130 amino acids.